AUGCCAGUUCCAAUCGAAUACUCAUAUGAGGACACAAUCAACAUAUUGGUGUUAGAUGAACUGGAUUACGACCGGCUUGAAAUGGGUAGAGAACUUCAACAAUGUCUUGCUUCCAUUUCAGAUGAGCAAAGAAAGGUUUAUGAUGUAGUCAUGGAUGCAGUAACCAAUGACAGUGGUGGAAUGUUCUUUCUAUAUGGCCAUGGUGGAACGAGAAAGACGUUUCUAUGGAAAACUCUUUCGGCUGCAGUUCGUUCGAAUGGAGAGAUUGUAAUUAACGUUGCAUCGAGUGGUAUAGCAUCGUUAUUGCUCCCCGGUGGAAGAACAGCUCAUUCUCGAUUCGGACUACCCAUAAAUGUACAUGAGAGUUCCACCUGCAGCAUAUCGCAACAAAAUCCACAGGCAGAGUUGCUCAUAAGGGCAAAGCUUAUUAUAUGGGAUUCGGGUGAACUCACCAAUGUUACUAGAAAUGUCGUGUACAAGGAAGUAUUUCAUCGAAUUUGA
Messenger RNA from Erythranthe guttata (spotted monkey flower), 501 nucleotides. RefSeq lists its product as uncharacterized. NCBI's taxonomy places the organism in Eukaryota, Viridiplantae, Streptophyta, Magnoliopsida, Lamiales, Phrymaceae. Gene Ontology annotation, molecular function: DNA helicase activity. Gene Ontology annotation, biological process: DNA repair; telomere maintenance. The record is from RefSeq and is a predicted model, not a curated record.